AUGGCCUUGCUCUUGGUCUCCUUGCUGGCAUUCCUGAGCUUGGGCUCAGGAUGUCAUCAUCGGAUCUGUCACUGCUCUAAUGGGGUUUUCCUCUGCCAAGGGAGCCAGGUGACAGAGAUUCCCUCCGACCUUCCCAGGAAUGCAGUUGAACUGCGGCUUGUCCUCACCAACCUUCAAGUCAUCCCAAAAGGAGCAUUGCCGGGAUUUGGGGACCUGGAGAAAAUAGAGAUCUCGCAUAAUGAUGUCUUGGAAGUGAUAGAGGCGAAUGUGUUCUCCAACCUGCCCAAAUUACAUGAAAUUAGAAUUGAGAAGGCCAAAAAUCUGCUGUACAUCGACCCUGAUGCCUUCCAAAACCUUCCAAACCUCCGAUAUUUGUUAAUAUCCAACACAGGUAUUAAGCACUUGCCAACUUUUCACAAGAUUCAAUCUCUUCAAAAAGUUCUACUAGACAUUCAAGACAAUAUAAACAUCCACACAGUUGAAAGAAAUUCUUUUGUGGGACUGAGUUUGGAAGGCAUAAUUCUAUGGCUGAGUAAGAAUGGGAUUGAAGAAAUACACAACUGUGCAUUCAAUGGAACCCAACUAGAUGAGCUGAAUCUAAGUGAUAACAACAAUUUGAAAGAAUUGCCUAAUGAUGUUUUCCAAGGAGCCUCUGGACCAGUCACUCUAGACAUUUCAAGAACCAGUAUCCAUUCCCUGCCUAGCUGUGGCUUAGAAAAUCUUAGGAAGCUGCGGGCCAGGUCGGCUUACAACUUAAAAAAGCUUCCCAGUCUGGAAAAGUUUGCUGCACUCGUGGAGGCCAGCCUCACAUACCCCAGCCACUGCUGUGCCUUUGCUAACUGGAAACGUCAAAUCUCUGAGCUUCAUCCAAUUUGCAACAAAUCUAUUAUAAGGCGAGAAGUUGAUGAUACAACUCAGGCUAGGGGUCAGAGAGUCUCUUUGGCAGACGGCGAUGAAUCUAGUUACGCCAAAGGAUUUGACAUGAUGUACGACGAAUUUGACUAUGGCUUAUGCAAUGAAGUGGUUGACGUGACUUGUUCCCCUAAGCCAGAUGCCUUCAAUCCAUGUGAAGAUAUCAUGGGGCAUGAUAUUCUCAGAAUCUUGAUAUGGUUUAUUAGCACUCUAGCCAUCACUGGGAACAUCACAGUGCUGGUGAUUCUGAUUACCAGCCAAUACAAACUCACAGUCCCUCGGUUCCUUAUGUGCAACCUGGCCUUUGCUGAUCUCUGCACUGGAAUCUAUCUGCUGCUCAUAGCAUCUGUUGAUAUCCACACCAAAAGCCAGUACCACAACUAUGCCAUUGACUGGCAGACAGGGGCAGGCUGUGAUGCUGCUGGCUUUUUCACUGUCUUUGCCAGUGAGCUCUCAGUCUAUACUCUAACAGCCAUCACUCUGGAAAGGUGGCACACCAUCACCCAUGCCAUGCAGCUAGAAUGCAGGGUGCAGCUCCGCCAUGCUGGCAGUGUCAUGCUGGUAGGCUGGAUCUUCGCUUUUGCAGUUGCCCUCUUGCCCAUCUUUGGUAUUAGCAGCUACAUGAAGGUGAGCAUCUGCCUUCCCAUGGAUAUUGACAGCCCCUUGUCACAGCUGUAUGUCAUGUCCCUCCUUGUGCUUAAUGUCCUGGCCUUUGUGGUUAUCUGUGCCUGCUACACUCACAUCUUCCUCACAGUGAGGAAUCCCAACAUCGUGUCUUCCUCUAGUGAUACCAAAAUCGCCAAGCGCAUGGCUGUGCUCAUCUUCACGGACUUCCUCUGUAUGGCCCCCAUCUCCUUCUUUGCCAUCUCUGCCUCCCUCAAGGUGCCCCUUAUCAGUGUGUCCAAGUCAAAGAUCCUCCUGGUCAUGUUCUACCCCAUCAACUCCUGCGCAAACCCCUUCCUCUAUGCCAUCUUCACCAAGAACUUCCGCAGGGAUUUCUUCAUUCUGCUGAGCAAGUUUGGCUGCUGUGAAAUGCAAGCCCAGAUUUAUAGGACAGAAAUCUCGUCCAGUUUCCACAACUCCCAUCCAAGGAAUGGCCGCUGCCCUCCAGUUCCCAGGGGUACCAAUGGUUCCAAUUACACACUUGUCCCUCUAAGCCAUUUAGCCCAGAAAUAA
Molecule: messenger RNA, 2088 nt
Organism: Phyllostomus hastatus (greater spear-nosed bat)
Lineage: Eukaryota; Metazoa; Chordata; Mammalia; Chiroptera; Phyllostomidae
Gene: FSHR
Product: follicle stimulating hormone receptor
Exons: 10
Coding region: 1-2088 (695 amino acids)
Biological process (GO): follicle-stimulating hormone signaling pathway; male gonad development
Cellular component (GO): membrane
Molecular function (GO): protein binding; G protein-coupled receptor activity; follicle-stimulating hormone receptor activity
Source: RefSeq, a predicted model, not a curated record